Engraulis encrasicolus (European anchovy) is the source of this 1356-nucleotide messenger RNA. Its product is annotated as T-box-containing protein TBX6L-like. Gene Ontology annotation, molecular function: DNA-binding transcription factor activity, RNA polymerase II-specific; RNA polymerase II cis-regulatory region sequence-specific DNA binding. The record is from RefSeq and is a predicted model, not a curated record. The transcript is spliced from 10 exons. Gene Ontology annotation, cellular component: nucleus. Lineage: Eukaryota; Metazoa; Chordata; Actinopteri; Clupeiformes; Engraulidae. The coding region runs from base 1 to 1356 and encodes 451 amino acids. Gene Ontology annotation, biological process: pattern specification process; cell fate specification; positive regulation of DNA-templated transcription.
AUGCAGUACAUCACUGACCUGAAGCACUCGUCCAGCAUGGCCUCCUCCUCGUCGUCAGCUGCAGCAGCUGAGGCUUAUCAGCAGGGCAGCAUCAGGAUGACCCUGGAGAACUCUGACCUCUGGAGCUCCUUCCAUAACCUGGGGACAGAGAUGAUCAUCACCAAGGCCGGCAGGAGAAUGUUUCCUCACUGCAACAUCAGUGUGUCAGGGCUGUCUCCCUACGCUCACUACGUCAUCAUGGUGGACAUGGUCCCAGUAGACAGCUACAGGUAUAAGUGGAAUAAGGAGCAAUGGGAGGUGGCGGGUAAGGCAGAGCCUCAGCCUCCGUGUCGGACGUACGUGCACCCGGACUCCCCUGCGCCAGGAAGCCACUGGAUGAAGCAGUCCAUCUCCCUGCUCAAACUCAAGCUCACCAACAACACCCUGGACCCCCACGGCCAUAUUAUUUUGCACUCCAUGCAUCGGUACCAGCCGCGCUUCCACGUGGUCCAGGCAGACGACCUGUACAGCGUUCGCUGGGGCCCCUUCCAGACCUUCGCCUUCACAGAGACCUGCUUCACGGCCGUCACGGCCUACCAGAAUAGCAAGAUCACGAAACUGAAGAUUGACCAUAACCCCUUUGCCAAAGGAUUCAGAGAAGAGGGAACCCAUGGAAAAAGAUUCCGAUCACAUAAAGGUCAAACCUGUCCAGAGAAUGCAGCCAAGAAGCUGAAAACGGAGGAGAAAGAGCCAGAAUAUCAAAGAUGUGAAGACUUCCCUCGCCUGCCCUAUGACCCCCAGAGAGACGAUGACGAGGUGCCCAUGGGCCUGAAGCAGGGUCCCCCGGGCCCCCAGGACGAGCACAUGUCCCCCUGGGACUCGGAGCAGGAGCCCUGCCACAGCCUGCACGGGGACGCCAUCAUGGACUUCAGCAGCUCCGAGCAGAUGGUGCCAGGACAGGCAACUUACACUUCCUUCAGAUCUCAUGAUUACAGACAGCUGCCAUCUCCUUCGGACUCAGGCCUGGGUCGGCACCACUACGACUCCUCAGUCGACGUGGCCACUGUUCCCGACCGGGAGCUCAGCAGCAGCAGCACACUGGCCCCCAGCAGCAGCAAGGGCAAGCCCGGCCUAGUCCCCCCAGCAGUGUACAGCCACUACCCGGAGCAGCCGUGUGGACAGUGGAGCGGCGGGGGCAUCCCCACCACACAAUACCCCCCAACAACCGCCACCGCCUCUAGCUCCACAGCCCCUACCUACAACCAUCACCCACAUCGCCUGGUGAUGGAACACGGCGUACCUCCUCAUCCUGGUCGUCACCAUGGAAACAUGACGGAAUGGAGCCAGUAUCCGCUGUUUUCGUACUCUUGUUGGUGA